Molecule: messenger RNA, 1302 nt
Organism: Gekko japonicus
Lineage: Eukaryota; Metazoa; Chordata; Lepidosauria; Squamata; Gekkonidae
Gene: APOE
Product: apolipoprotein E
Exons: 4
Coding region: 64-888 (274 amino acids)
Biological process (GO): positive regulation of nitric-oxide synthase activity; lipid transport; cholesterol catabolic process
Cellular component (GO): extracellular region; intermediate-density lipoprotein particle
Molecular function (GO): lipid binding; amyloid-beta binding; very-low-density lipoprotein particle receptor binding
Source: RefSeq, a predicted model, not a curated record
AGAGGGGUUGGCUGUCCGACAGUUCCUGGAGUCCAGCGGAAGAGAAGGAGCCGCUUGGUCACCAUGAAGUCCUUGAUCCUGAUUUUUGCGGCCGCGCUCCUGGGAGGCUCCUGGGCCAACCCUCUUGUGCAAGAGGAGCUAAAAUCCAACUGGGAGCGGGCCGUGGAAGGCUUCUGGGAGUACGUCACCAAGGUCGGGAAUUCCGCCGAUGAGGUCACCACCCAGAUUAAGGCUUCGCAGAUCAGCAAGGAACUGGAUGGCCUCAUCACAGACACCAUGGGGGAACUGGAGCACUACACCACAGACCUCAGUAACAAGAUCGGCCCAUACGCUCGGGACGUGCAGCAGCGCAUGAAUACGGAAGUGUCGGCCCUGACAGAGAAACUGCGGACUGACAUGGAAGAGACCAAAACCAAGGUGCUCCAAUACACCAACGACGCGCGCGUCAUGUUCGACCACAACGUGGAAGUGGUUCGGUCCCAGGUCGACCUGUACCUGCGCAAGCUGAGGAAACGCAUCGGCAAGGACACCGAGGCCUUGCGGAACAAGUUCGCCGCCUACGCCGAGGAGGUACGGGCUACCACCGACGACAAAGUCGACGCCGUGCGCCAGCAGCUGGCGCCGUACAUUUCCAGCAUCCGCGAGAAGGGGCAGCAGCGUCUCCAGGCCCUGCAGCAGGCCGUGGAAGAGCAAGGAAGGAUGGUCGGGGAACAGCUCAGCGCCCGCGCCCAGGAGCUUCACAACCACUUCCGGGGGAGAGCGGAGGAAGUCAAGGUCAAUAUUGACCAAGUGGCUGACAAGGUACGCCAGUGGUUCGACCCCUUGCUGAAUGACCUCCGCUCCCAGAUCGAGACCUUGGUGGACAAGUUCAAGCAGCUGCAGUCUUAAAAGGUGGCCGGCAUAGCCCGGAAGCGAACACCGCCGCCGCCCUUGGUUUCUAGGGAAACCAAGAUGGCCUCCUGGGCUGAGGCUCCUUGGUGGAAAAGGCACAGGUGGUCACUAAAUGUACUAAUCCCACACUGCCCAGCAGACCUUCCACACACGCCUCCCUCCCGUUCCGUUCGGCGGCCAUUUUGGCCCAUUAACACCCCGCCCACUCCCUGCAGGCAACGCCACCUCCUAGGCCCCGUGGUGCCGAUCGACCCCCGACAAGACGGGCCGUAUAACAGUUCGCCACGCUUCCCUGUUUUAACACGUACGUCCACCCGAGACACUUGUGUCGUGCCUUUCGCCAAAAUUUCUCGGCUUUUUACCGGAGUUUUCCGUUUCGACCUGUAACUAAAUAAAAGUAUAUGUACUUCA